AUGGGUAUAAAAUGUAGUAAACCAGAACAUCUUGAUGAUGAUCCGAAAGAUCCGCAACCACAGAUACGUGCUUACCUUCAAUGCAACUAUGAUCCUCGAGGAAUGAUUCGAUAUUAUGGUAUUACUCGAGAUCCUCAAACAAAUGACUAUAUGGUCGUCAGUGAAUUUGCAAAUGGAAAUUUACAAACUUAUCUUAGACGGAAUUAUCAUUUACUAAAUUGGGAAAAGCGGAGAUCGACGGAUGUAUGCAAUUCUUUUCGUAAUUAUGACAUUAAUGUGAAUCCACGGCAGCAACAUCUUGAUAGAUUAAAUUGGAGAUUUCAUCCACAAGCUUGUUAUACGAGUAGACUGCUUAAUUUUGUUAAUCUUCCUGAACCUACGAAUUUUUUUACUCGAUAUCGGUAUGAUUCUGCAUUUGGAAGUGUUACUCGAGAAAGUCUCAAUAAAACAAAUUCUUAUAUUGACGAAAAAUUCGAAGAUGACAUACAUUGGAUGAUUACUAUUAAAGUACCUAUUCCAUUCAGAUACCCAUCAUUCCCCUUAUUUCCAUUAAUUGAACUAUUAUACACAUAUAGCCCUUCAAGUUCUCAAGUUGAUCUUGAACAAUUAAGAACUCCCUCAAUGGCACUAUCAGAUCCUAUAUAUACAUCACUCUUGCGUAAACACUUUCGAGCAGAUAAGAUAUUUUUUAGUGAAUCAGAAAUCAGUUCAGACAAUGAAAGUUCUUAUUCACAAGAAAUUACGGAUGUAGCGUCAACGAGGUACUCCAGAGCAAUAUCCACCGAACUUGAACGUCGAGCAACACCUGAAGUAGGAGGUAAAACAUCGCGAUACUCGUUAGCAUUAGUGGCUGAACUUCAACGAUGUACUACGUCAGAAAGUUGGAACAGGCAACAACGGAAAGAAAAAAAUUAUAUACCGACUAUGGGAACAACAUUUAAUAAUACAAGGAAUAUGUCAUCGAAUAAUAAAAGACAGAAUAAUCUUAGAAAAAACAUGUAUCAUAGAUAUGAUCAUAAUGUAUCUGAUAAAGCACGAAAAGAAAUGGUACAAACUUAUUAUUCUUCGCGUAAAUAUUCAACGAAAUCACCACCACCACAACUUUCGGAUCAACAUUUGGUUCAAGAUGAUUAUGACACAUAUCAGGAUUCUGAAAAAGAAAAUGAAGAAAGUAAAGGAAAUGUCGAAGAAAUUAAAAAUAUAGUAGAUCUGGAAAAUAUAGAUGUGUUACAAUUUGUUAGAAGACAACCUACUCAGCAAGAAGAGAAAAAACCACAUCUAUAUUCGUAUCAAAGUUUGAUCAUAGAACAACCUCUACAGACUCAACACCAAUUCCACCGAUUCGUGUAUAAAUUAUUAAAAUGGAAUGGUUAG
Messenger RNA from Dentiscutata heterogama, 1374 nucleotides. Lineage: Eukaryota; Fungi; Glomeromycota; Glomeromycetes; Diversisporales; Gigasporaceae. The record is from the annotation of a GenBank genome assembly.